Molecule: messenger RNA, 2193 nt
Organism: Siniperca chuatsi (mandarin fish)
Lineage: Eukaryota; Metazoa; Chordata; Actinopteri; Centrarchiformes; Sinipercidae
Gene: mmp28
Product: matrix metallopeptidase 28
Exons: 8
Coding region: 154-1737 (527 amino acids)
Biological process (GO): extracellular matrix organization; proteolysis; collagen catabolic process
Cellular component (GO): extracellular matrix
Molecular function (GO): metalloendopeptidase activity; zinc ion binding
Source: RefSeq, a predicted model, not a curated record
GCUCCGUCAGGCGGAGGGAUGGAGAUGUGAGGCGAGCAGCAGCAUGCUCCCACUGACUGACAGCGAGAAAAACCAACAAUGAAAAAAGUAUUACGAGCGGGGCAGAAAUGCCCCAUGCAAGGAGCGGUGUGGUGAUAGUGUGGUUGUCCCGCAAUGAGCCGCCGACCCCCGGACCGGUGUGGAGCUGGACGGGACAUGAGGGCAGCCUGGAUCCUGACUGUGACUUCCCUCAUCACCGCUCAGACUGCCGGAGGAUCGCCGCUGCUGCUGGACCCCGAGGUUUUUCUGGAGAAGUACGGCUACCUCCAUCAGGACAACCACAUCCACAAUGCAGUCGAGAUGCAGUCAGCUAUCUGCGAGUUCCAGUGGUUGUCCCGGCUUCCGGUCACGGGUGAGCUUGACGGCGCCACCCUGAGGCAGAUGUCGGAGCCCCGCUGUGGGGUGUCGGAUGAGGGCAGCCAGCAGAUCUGGGCUCAGAGAGUAAACGCCAUUUUCACCGGAAAGAGAGCCGCUGUCAGACGACCACAGCGCCGCAGGAGGCGCUCUGCUGCGCAAGCUGAGAAGUGGUACAAACAACAUCUGACCUACCAGAUAGUGAACUGGCCUCGCCACCUGUCUCUGGGCUCCGUGCGGCUGGCGGUGCGCGCUGCCUUCCAGCUGUGGAGCAAUGUGUCGGGCCUGGUGUUCCAGGAGGCCCCUGAAGGUCCCGCAGACAUCCGGCUGGCCUUUUAUGAGGGAGACCACAACGAUGGGGCCAGCAACGCCUUCGACGGACCAGGAGGAACUCUGGCUCACGCCUUCCUGCCUCGCCGGGGGGAAGCCCACUUCGACAGGGCAGAGAGGUGGACGCUAAACGGACACAAGGGACACAACCUGUUCAUGGUGACCGCCCACGAGAUCGGACACACUCUGGGACUGGAGCACUCCCCCGUCCGUCACUCCCUGAUGUCACCAUACUACAGGAAGCUCGGCCGCAGCCUGGUGCUGAGCUGGGAUGACAUCAUCGCAGUGCAGCAGCUGUACGGUAAGCCGUCAGGUGGCCGCCCAGUAAGGCUGCCCGGCCAGGUUUUGCACGCCGCGCUGCAGGAGUGGGAGUUCACAGAGCUUCACAACGGGCAUCAGACCACAGGGCAGCCUCUGUACUGCCAGGGUGUCUUCGAUGCCAUCACUAUGGACCAGAAUGAGACAGUGCUGGUGUUUCGGGGCAGUGUGUACUGGACGGUGUCAGCUGAAGGUGGUGUGAGCGGCCCGCUGCCUCUCCGUCAGCGCUGGUCUGACCUCCCUCCGGCCAUCGAGGCUGCUGCCUUCUCCCCGCUGGACUCCAAGUGGUAUUUUUUCAAAGGGAAGCGGAUGUGGCGCUACACUGGCAGCGUGCUGGACCCCGGCUUCCCCAAGAGGAGCAGUGAGUUGGGGCUGCCUCGCCACCCCGACUGCGCCUUCUAUUACGCUCCUCUGGGUCACAUGGUCCUCUUCAAGGGCUCCCGCUACUCUGUGCUUAACCUCAAAACCCUGCGCCAAGAACCCUACUACCCCCGCAGGCUGACAGACUGGACUGGUGUGCCAAAGGGGACCAAUGGGGUGCUGACCCGUCCAGACGGGCGUCUCUACCUGUUCAGAGAACAGCGGUUCUGGAGAUUUGACCCGGUCAAGGUGCGAGUCACCAGAGAGGGCCAGUGGGCCAAGGAUCUGAGCUGGACUGGUUGCAGCAAUGCUCCUCAGAGCAACAACAUCCUUUGACCAGCAGGGGGAGCUGUAAGCUUCAGAUGUGCAAUUUGUUGACAUAUACUGUAACAUAAAGUUGCUAUAAUUUUUUCAGGCUAAACCCACAGAGUUUAUAUGUUGCAAAAGGAGCCUAGCUCAGCAAACUCAUGCCAUGAAGAGAUUCAACAAAAUUAAACCCACUUGGUUUAUUUAUUUUGCACAUAUUUAUACUGCAGAGCAAUGGACAUUGCUGUAUAUGGAUGUGCAACUAUAGCCUCAUUAAUACGGUUUAGAUAAUGAUGGGACUGUGCACUCUUAAGUGAGCAGACAAAAAACUGUUUUUUAGGUUGGAGCUAUGCUUUUAAAACCAUCUUCUUUUCUCUUGUAGUAUUUGCACACUGACAGAGAAACCAAAAGACGUGUUAUGUGUGUCUUCUGCAAUGUCAUUAACAUAUGUAACAUAUUAAUAAUAAUAAAACUUUAUUGGUUGUA